Molecule: messenger RNA, 492 nt
Organism: Suillus subalutaceus
Lineage: Eukaryota; Fungi; Basidiomycota; Agaricomycetes; Boletales; Suillaceae
Exons: 3
Coding region: 1-492 (163 amino acids)
Source: RefSeq, a predicted model, not a curated record
AUGUUAGGUAUAGGAUUGGACAUCGAAGACUGGGAUCUACAAGACCGAAUUACUGCCAAGAAGGCAAUCAACAUCAUGUGGUUUGCAAACCGAAAUGACGAAGGUAUUAUCUACUACACGUAUUUCAACCCCAUACCUACCGAAGUCGUUGCACUCGUUCUGACAGCCAUGAGUCACAUCCCAUCAAGUGUUGCAUUGACGAGUGGGCUCAAGGUCUCAAGGAAGAUAUCAAAUUCACAUCAGCUACCUACGGUUCUGUCUACAAAGGUCAUUUUGGCCUCGUUGCAGCACUUCCAACAACACACAGCGCCUUAUAAACUUCUCGAGAAGAUUUGUGACAAUCUCCAUGACACAGCUCGCUUCCAUGCUGGUGUCGAGCCACUUGCUAUGAUAUUGGCUGCACCCCACCGGAUUAACAACAACGCAUUUGAAGAUGCGAUUCGAGAAUACCAGCUUGAAGAGCAGGACAAUGUGGAGGAUAACGAGAGUUGA